Messenger RNA from Drosophila novamexicana, 2450 nucleotides. RefSeq names its product 60S ribosomal export protein NMD3 (gene Nmd3). Gene Ontology annotation, cellular component: nucleus; cytoplasm. The transcript is spliced from 2 exons. Bases 189 to 1766 code for a protein of 525 amino acids. Gene Ontology annotation, biological process: ribosomal large subunit export from nucleus. Gene Ontology annotation, molecular function: ribosomal large subunit binding. The record is from RefSeq and is a predicted model, not a curated record. NCBI's taxonomy places the organism in Eukaryota, Metazoa, Arthropoda, Insecta, Diptera, Drosophilidae.
CCCAGAUAGGGCUCGACAAAUUGUUUGUUUUUGAAUUUCGACAAAAUUCGAUAUUAUUUCUGCUCUUUCACGAGACAACAGUAUUUUCGAGAAUUUCGUACGUUCGCACGUGUUUUGUUUUCUUUUCAAUUGGAAUUUGCCGUUAGCUCGAAGGAAUUUCACAACAAAAAGCGUUGUGCGACAAACCCAUGGAGCACGUCAACUAUACCAGCAUCAGCCAGCUGGCCGCUGACGGCAACAGCAGUGCAAAUGCCGCAAUGAUACUUUGCUGCGAAUGUGGCGUCGCCAUACAACCAAAUCCUGCCAAUAUGUGUGUGACAUGUUUGCGGAAUCAUGUGGACAUUACGGAGAAUAUACCAAAGCAGGCGGUGCUGCAUUUUUGUCGCAACUGCGAACGUUAUCUGCAGCCGCCCAACGAAUGGGUACAGGCAGCCCUUGAGUCUCGUGAGCUGCUUGCCGUUUGCCUGAAGAAGCUCAAAGGACUCAAAGAAGUGAAACUGGUCGAUGCGGGCUUCAUCUGGACCGAACAGCACUCGAAACGCAUCAAGGUGAAGCUGACCGUGCACGGCGAAAUCUCCGGCGGCACUGUGCUGCAACAGGUCUUCAUUGUUGAGUUCACCGUACAGAAUCAAAUGUGCACCGAUUGCCAUCGCACCGAGGCAAAGGACUUCUGGCGCUGCCUGGUCCAGGUGCGUCAGCGUGCCGAAAACAAGAAGACCUUCUACUAUCUGGAACAGCUGAUACUCAAAUACAAGGCGCACGAGAAUACGCUGGGCAUCAAGCCGGAGCAUGGCGGUCUUGAUUUUUACUAUGUCAGCGAGAAUCAUGCCCGUCGCAUGGUUGAUUUUCUGCAAACCAUGGUCCCAGCCAAGGUGACAACAUCGAAGCGCCUCAUCUCGCACGAUAUACACAGCAACAACUACAAUUACAAGUACUCUUGGUCUGUCGAAAUAGCGCCCGUAUCGAAGGACAGCGCCGUCUGCAUCUCGAAGAAGCUGCGCCAGCAGCUGGGCAACAUUUCGCCCGUUUGUCUGGUGAAUCGCGUCUCGAGCAACAUACAUCUCAUCGAUCCAUUGACGGGACAAAUUGCCGAACUAACCACACAGGUAUAUUUCCGGGCACCCUUCGAGGCCAUCUGCAAUCCCAAGCAGCUGGUCGAGUAUGUGGUCAUGGACAUUGAUGUCAUACACGAGAAGGAUCGCAAAUGCUAUCCCGGCCAGGGUAUGUUGUCCAAUAAGCAUGCCCUCUGCGAUGUGUGGGUGGUGCGCACCUCCGAGCUGGGCAUCAACGAUAAUCCCAUACACACGCGCUCCCAUCUGGGACAUCUGCUCAAGGUGGGCGACUCGGUGAUGGGCUACAAUACCGGCGAGGCGAACAUCAAUGAUCCCGAAUUUGAUAAAUUGCCAUCGCAUCUGAUACCGGACGUAAUACUGGUGCGCAAACAUUACGAUCGACAGACGCGUCUCAGCCAACGCCUAUGGAAGAUCAAGCAUCUGGCCGAUGAGAAGACCGAUGAGCGCAGCAAAUACGAUUAUCAUGAGUUUCUCGAUGAUAUCGAGGAGAAUCCCGAUAUACGCGGACACAUCAACAUUUAUCGUGAUAGCAAAAAGCCGCUGCCCAUCGAGGUGCAGCCGAGCGCCGGCGAUGUGCCCCAGAUAACGCUCGCCGAGAUGCUCGAGGAUAUGACGCUAGACUGUGCCGACGAUGAGAUGGGUGACGGCAGCGAGCAGCCGGACGCCGCAGAGCUGCCGGAGCCGCAGCUAUAGAAAGUUAAGCUUUUUCUUUAAUUUUAUUUAUGUAUUUACAUGUACAUAAUUUCUAUAUAUUGUGUGUAUAUAUUUGCGGAAUAAAACCAACAUUACAUUUUCCAUGGAUAUCUACGGCGCCAGAUAAACUCUACAAAAACGAUCCCGAUAUAAUUUGGCAUAGGUUUUUUUUUCCCUCAAUUACAAAACAACAUCGAGAUUUCCCUUUCAAAUUGCAAAGAUCGCGCAUGAUUAACUUUCGCAUACAUAUCUAUAUAUAUAUAUAUAUAAACUUGAUUUGAAUAAGUAUUAGAUUUGAUUUACAUUUAGAUCGAUUUGCUAUAUAUCAUAUGGUGCAUAUCGUAAUCAUGCUACAACAGAUCCGAUUUUGAUUUGAAUUCGUAAUUUCGUUUAACACAUUUAGAUUCAAAUUGAUUUUCACUGUUCAGAACAGCCACAUUAUAUAUAUACGUGUAAUAGGAACAAUCGUGUGAAAUAAUAGGCUGAGAUCGGGCUAAUAAUAUAUGGGUUUAACCUCUUCCCUAUACAGAUCAGGAACAAUUGAUAGAAGCGAGAGCUGGCUUUCAUAUAGAUGUACAUAAAUUCGAUUUGCAUAUAGAUUAUAGAUAUAGAGAUUUGAUUGGGAAUCGUAAACGUGUACUUAAUUUAAUACAAUUGAACUAAAAACAACAACAACAACAAAUA